CAGACUUCUUAAUCCAAAACGAGCACAUCCUCAAAGAUGUGCAUGCUAUCGAGCUGGGGUGCGGUUUAGGACUGGUGGGAAUGACAGCGUGUCUGUUUGGGAAACCAAAGCAGUACUCAUUUACCGAUCGGAGCGCAGUCGUAUUGUCCACACUGGCCAAAAACCUCAAGCUGAACGCAGUGAACUAUACAGCGGCAGAGCUACCCAGUGAUACACAAGACGAGAAAACAUCUGCCGACGAUUCUCAUGUCACUGCCGUGCGAACCCCGGUCGCUAACCUCCGAUUCUUAGAUUGGGUCGAAGCCUCGAACGAUGAAAUUGCCGAGUACGACGCCGAUUUGUUCCUAGCUGCUGAUGUGGUGUUUGAUCCGGUGAUAAUUGAGCCGUUGGUGCGAGUCAUCUCGGUUUUAUUACGAAAAUCUAGUUGUUACGGUAUUAUAUCGUGCACUAUCCGGAAUCCUGAGACGUUUGAACUAUUCAUCAAAAGUUUGGAUUCAGCUGAUGUACAUAUCGAGACAUUGGAUCAUACGCCAUCGAACAUAUACUUCUACGAUAGAAUUGCGGAAGUCCGAAUACUCAGACUUACUAAAUCUCGAGUACAUUGAGGCACUUCGAGACGCAGGUUCGUGAUCGUGAACUAUCAUUGAACCAACGUGACGACUACGCGGCAUAUGGCAAGUGGCAUAUCGCCGUGCUAUUAUGCCAUUAGAUGGUAAGCGGG
Messenger RNA from Sphaeroforma arctica JP610, 721 nucleotides. RefSeq lists its product as hypothetical. The transcript has 4 exons. Lineage: Eukaryota; Ichthyosporea; Ichthyophonida. Bases 81 to 605 code for a protein of 174 amino acids. The record is from RefSeq and is a predicted model, not a curated record.